Fusarium fujikuroi IMI 58289 is the source of this 903-nucleotide messenger RNA. RefSeq names its product related to oxidoreductase, short chain dehydrogenase/reductase family. The transcript has a single exon. NCBI's taxonomy places the organism in Eukaryota, Fungi, Ascomycota, Sordariomycetes, Hypocreales, Nectriaceae. Gene Ontology annotation, molecular function: oxidoreductase activity. Bases 1 to 903 code for a protein of 300 amino acids. The record is from RefSeq and is a predicted model, not a curated record. Gene Ontology annotation, cellular component: cytosol.
AUGUCGGCUCAGGAUUCCUCUCUGCGUGAGACUAACUGGCCCACUCUGGCCAAAUAUGUCUCUACGCAUAACGACACUUAUCCGUUCAUUGAUCCAUCCAACGCCGACCUGUCAGGAAAAGCAGUCUUGAUCACGGGCGCCUCCAAAGGAAUUGGAAAGGCGACCGCAAUUCGUUUCGCCGUGGCAGGCUGUUCGAAGAUCAUCCUCGCGGCCCGUUCUGACAUGGCCAAGGUUGAAGCCUCCGUCAUAGAUGCUGCCAAGAAGGCCAAUCGGCCCCAACCUCUCGUUCGUUCCGUCGAACUGGAUAUCACGUCAGAAGAAUCGGUGAAGGCAGCCGCAGAGACCGCCGAGGAAAUACUCGAUGGCAGCCUAGACAUCUUGAUCAACAACGCGGGCUGUCUUGAGGAGUGGAAGCCGGUGGCCGAGUCUGAUCCAUCGGAGUGGUGGUGGACUUGGGAGGUCACCAUGAAGGGCACUUAUCUCUCCGCCCGUUAUUUCAUCCCACUGCUUCUCAAGUCAGCGACCAAAACCAUCAUCAAUACCAGCAGCGUCGGAGCUCAGAUCAUCGUCCCCGGAGCAUCAGCAUACCAGACGAGCAAGUUCGCUCUCUGUCGCUUUACCGAAUUCAUCGACAAGGAAUAUUACGAGCAAGGAUUAAUCGCCAUAUCGAUUCAUCCGGGCGGGAUUAAGACUGAGCUAGCUUUGAACAUGCCCCAAGCGAUGCAUUCUCACCUAAAUGACACGGUGGAGCUGGCUGCUGAUACAUUGGUUUGGCUAUCUCAGGAGCGACGCGAUUGGCUGUCGGGUCGAUUUAUUACAGUCAAUUGGGAUAUGGAGGAGCUAGAGAACAAGAAGAAGGAGAUCCUUGAAGAAAACUUGCUCAAGUUUCGUAUGACGAUCUGA